AGCACGUGGGCCGGGGGGCAGGGCCGGUGCCUUGGGUGGCGACGGCCCCUCCUCCCAGCCCUUACUCAUUAGCCAGGCGGCACGGUGCCCCGGCCGGCCGGGCGAGGCUGGCUGUGCGGGUGCUCCGGCCUGCAGCGGGGCUCGGAAUGGACGGCCCCCGGGACAUGGUCCCCCCGGGCCAAGGGAGCCGCUGCCGUGCCCUCCGCAGGCUGGUCCCCGUCGGCUUUGGGGCCGAGGCGAGGACGCUCUUUGUCCUUUCUGGACCCCUGUUCCUCUUCCAGAUGCUGAACUUCAUGACCUACGUCGUGAGCACGGUGUUCUGCGGACACCUGGGCAAGGUGGAGCUGGCGGCAGUGACCCUCUCGGUGGCUUUUGUCAAUGUCUGCGGAGUUUCCAUUGGAUUCGGCUUGUCCUCGGCCUGUGACACCUUAAUGUCCCAGAGCUUCGGCAGCCCCAACAGGACGCACGUGGGAGUCAUCCUGCAGCGGGGCGCGCUGGCGCUGCUGCUCUGUUGCCUUCCCUGCUGGGCGCUCUUCCUCAACACCCAGCACAUCCUGCUGCUCUGCAGGCAGGACCCGGCCGUGUCCAGGAUGGCCCAGGAGUACGUGCAUGCUUACAUCCCAGCGCUCCCGGCAAAUUUUCUUUACAGCCUGCUGGCCAAAUAUCUGCAAAAUCAGGGCAUCGUGUGGCCCCAAGUCCUCAGCGGCGUCGUGGGCAACUGCGUCAACGGGCUGGCCAACUACAUCCUGGUUUCCGUGCUGGGCCUGGGGGUCAGGGGCUCAGCCUGUGCCAACACGGUCUCCCAGUUCACGCAGGCCGUCUUCUUGCUGCUCUGCAUCGUGAAGAAGAAGCUGCACCUGGACACGUGGGCAGGCUGGUCCAGCCAGUGCCUGCAGGACUGGGGCCCCUUCUUCCGCCUGGCCGUGCCCAGCAUGCUCAUGACUUGCAUUGAGUGGUGGGCCUAUGAGAUCGGGAGCUUCCUCAUGGGCCUGCUCAGCGUGCUGGACCUCUCUGCCCAGGCCAUCAUCUACGAGGUGGCCACUGUUGUCUACAUGAUUCCCAUGGGGCUCAGCAUCGCGGUCUGUUUCCGAGUGGGGACGGCCCUGGGAGCCGCAGACACCGUGCAAGCCAAGCGAUCUGCCGUCUCAGGCACCCUCUGCACGGUUGGCACCUCGCUGGUCGUGGGCACUGUGUUGAGCCUCCUGAGGAACAAACUGGGCCGCAUCUUCACCAAUGACGAGGAAGUGGUCGCCCUGGUCAGCAAGGUCCUACCGCUUUACGUCGUCUUCCACCUGUUUGAGGCAGUCUGUUGUCUCUACGGUGGGGUCCUGAGAGGGACCGGCAGGCAGGCCUUCGGGGCGGUCGUGAACGCCGUCGCGUACUACGUCGUCGGCCUCCCGCUGGGCGCCGUGCUGACCUUCGUGGUCGGGCUGGGGAUCACGGGCCUCUGGCUGGGCAUGCUGGCCUGUGUCUUCCUGGCCGCCGCGGCCUUCGUCACCUCCACCGCCUGGAUGGAUUGGAAGCGCGCCGCGGAGGAGGUGCAGAAACGCGUGGGGCUGCCGCCCCAGGCCGCUGAGAGCGCAGCCCCCAGCCUCAGACCCGGGCCCGAGAGAGUGGUCGUAUCUUCAGUGGCUACGGGCAGCUACCCUGGCGUGACCCUGACAACGUACUCAAGGCCCGAGGCCCAUCUGGACCUCUUCGGGACUCCGGAAGCAGCCCAACCCCUGCCAGCUCCCCCUGGCAGACUGUCGGCCAAACAGCUGGCCAUCCGCCGAGGGGCUGCUCUGGGGGCAGCGACGGGCACGCUGGUGGUGGGGCUUGUCAUCAGGGUCCUGACUGCCAGGCCCUAGCAAGAAAGGACGCAGACAGUGGCUGCCCAGCCCACAUCCUCAGAAACAGGCCUUCGGCCGGUGCCUCGUGUGACGUCACGGGUCUGAACUGCGGCGAACUGCUCUUUACAAGGCCUCAGCUGACCGGAAGACGAGGCUCCUGGGGGUGCUACCAUUAUUCAAUAACGUAAACGGCUUCAAACUGGAGAUUUCAAAUCAAAACAAAAUGGCAGACGCCACUGUUACAUUAAGAAGUGCAUAUUUCUAGGCUGAGUCUGCUGCCCAAGUCUGUACACAAAGCCUUUGUGAAGCUCUGGAAAGGGGGCUAGCGGGCCCCGUGCAGCAGCCCACCUCGCGGAGACCCCCAUCUGCGUCCUGCCCAUGCACCCUCCGCAGAUCCAGGCGCCGUGAGGCCCCGACCAGGGCCGGGCUGGUCACCUUUCCUUCGGUCCUCUCGUGGCAUCAGCAUUUUCACGUAUCACAGACCUUGAGAAACACCUUUCAUACAGUAGCGAUAAGAUAUAAACAAGGGCAGCGAGGCCCAGAUCGUUGGGCCACGUAGCCUCAGGGUGGAAUCUGAUGCUGAUCCGAAUUCUAGGGUGCUUUUGCGGCCUGGGACUGGUGACCAUUUCUGGGCUCCAGGCCGCACACCGCCACCCAGUGGGGGCAGCCUGGCCUCUGUCGUCAUCAGCCCCUUCAGCAUCAGUAGCUAUAAACACACCCACAGACAAACGGAUGUAUUGAUCAAGGUCAAUAGCAAAAAAGGAUGCAGAGUGCAAACCCUGGUUCUGAAGAGCCAGCACGGCAUGGCUCCUGCUCCAGGCCCUCCGCCCACAGGAAGGCAGAAGCCUGCACCCUCAUCUGCGACAUGAAGACAGCUUCUGCACCCAAACACAACGACCAGGUACACAACACAGCAAAGUCACGUCACGUGUCCUAAGGUUGAGAGGUAUUGAGGAAAAAGGACUCCAUGCUCAAGUAAGUUUGGGAAACAACACACACCGGCACUUCAAAGGUUCCGUAGGCCUGGGAUCUUUAAGAUGCUGGUGUGCUUUACAAACCCCUUCUAGGCAGGAUCGGCAGUGGGACCAGUUUUUGUGUAAAAUCUUAUGGGAUUGGUGUCUCAUGAAUGUGCUUACAGAAAUACUUGUUUUGGGUCAGCAGGUGGGGAAGGAGGAUAUAGUUGGAAAAAAAACCCUAUUUACUCUAUAGAUUAUUUUAAAAAACAACCCACAAAUGACAAAGUAAAACUUGAGAAAAAUCUUCUUGGCUGAGAAUUUAAAAUGAGAAAUAAUCAGUUAAAGAAAGCUGACCAACAACUCCUUUGAUAGAUAAAGGCAAAAAAAAUGGAUUUAUAGUUGGAGAAAACUUGUGGUCAAAGAAUUGUCUCCAACAGGUGAUAUCUGGAAACUAAGAACAUUAUUACAAUUCAUGCCAGUUUUACCAAAUAUAAUGUAUUUAUCCUAAAGCAGAAUAUACUAGUAGACAAGCCAACACUUUUGCUUAAUUAGAAUGUUUAAUAUUUGCAAACAAAUCAACGGACAAAGGAUUAAUCUCCAAAAUAUAUAAACAGCUCAUGCAACUCAAUCUUAAAAAAAACAAACAACCCAAUCAAAAAAUGGGCAGAAGACCUAAAUAGACAUUUCUCCAAAGAAGACAUACAGAUGCCCAAGAGGCUCAACAUCACUAAUUAUUAGAAAAAUGCAAAUCAAAACUACACUGAGGUAUCACCUCACACCGGUCAGAAUGGCCAUCAUCAAAAAAAUCUACAAACAAUAAAUGCUGGAGAGAGAGUGGAGAAAAGGGAACCCUCUUGCACUGUUGGUGGGAAUGUAAAUUGAUACAGCCACUAUGGAGAAGAGUAUGGAGGUUCCUUAAAAAACUAAAAAUAGAACUACCAUAUGACCCAGCAAUGCCACUCCUGGGCAUGUACCCAGAGAAGACCAUAAUUCAAAAAGAGUCAUGUACCACAAUGUUCAUUGCAGCUCUAUUUACAAUAGCCAGGUCAUGGAAGCAACCUAAAUGCCCAUCAACAGAUCAAUGGAUAAAGAAGCCGUGGUACAUAUAUAUACGAUGGAAUAUUAGCCAUAAAAAGGAACAAGAUUGGGUCAUUUGUAGAGACGUGGAUGGACUUAGAGACUGUCAUUCAGAGUGAAGUAAGUCAGAAAGAGAAAAACAAAUAUGUCGUAUAUUAACGCAUAUAUGUGGAAUCUAGAAAAAUGGUACAGAUGAACCGGUUUGCAAGGCAGAAAUAGAGACACAGAUGUAGGGAACAAACGUACGGACAGCAAGGGGGGAAAGUGGCGGGGGGUGGUGGUGGUGGUGGGAUGAACCGGGAGAUUGGGAUUGACAUGUACACACUGAUGUGUAUAAAGUGGAUGACUAAUAAGAACCUGCUGUAUAUAAAAAAAGUGUAACGUACAAUAUACCAAAUGAAAAUCCUGUAUUGAAAUUCUG
Messenger RNA from Balaenoptera ricei (Rice's whale), 4286 nucleotides. RefSeq names its product solute carrier family 47 member 2 (gene SLC47A2). Gene Ontology annotation, biological process: xenobiotic detoxification by transmembrane export across the plasma membrane. The coding region runs from base 147 to 1850 and encodes 567 amino acids. NCBI's taxonomy places the organism in Eukaryota, Metazoa, Chordata, Mammalia, Artiodactyla, Balaenopteridae. The record is from RefSeq and is a predicted model, not a curated record. Gene Ontology annotation, cellular component: membrane. Gene Ontology annotation, molecular function: xenobiotic transmembrane transporter activity; antiporter activity. The transcript is spliced from 17 exons.